This is a messenger RNA of Penicillium atrosanguineum, 366 nucleotides long. RefSeq names its product DNA-directed RNA polymerase I core subunit RPA12. Gene Ontology annotation, biological process: DNA-templated transcription; termination of RNA polymerase I transcription. NCBI's taxonomy places the organism in Eukaryota, Fungi, Ascomycota, Eurotiomycetes, Eurotiales, Aspergillaceae. The transcript has 3 exons. The record is from RefSeq and is a predicted model, not a curated record. Bases 1 to 366 code for a protein of 121 amino acids. Gene Ontology annotation, molecular function: zinc ion binding; DNA-directed RNA polymerase activity; nucleic acid binding. Gene Ontology annotation, cellular component: RNA polymerase I complex.
AUGUCUGUUAUCGGUUCCUUGAUCUUCUGCACCGACUGCGGUAACCUGCUGCGAGAGUCUACCGGAGAUGCGAAUGCGACUCUACACUGCAUGGUCUGCGGAGCCAGGAACAAGGACAUUGUCCCGGAAACCAUUGUCUCUGAAUCCAAGCCUGCAGCCUUCCCCUCCGCAUUGAGAGCCAAGCGAUCUGCAGUCCAGACCCUGUCCGCCGAGGACCGCAAAACAGAGGCCGUUGUGGACAAGAUUUGCGAGAGAUGUGGUCGCAAGGAAAUGUUCUACACAACCGUCCAGCUGCGCAGUGCAGACGAAGGAAGUACCGUGUUCUAUCGGUGUGUUUGCGGUUACAAGGAAACCUCAAACAACUGA